AUCAAUUGCAAUUGGAGGGGAUCAGCGGAGGAGUGGACUAUAUAUCUUCGGCGGGGAGGCGGGUGCAGGGGGGAUUCGUGGACUUUGACCUGAUCUACGACCAUGGGCGUGCGCGCAAAGGACUCCUUGAAGCGGCUUGUUCGUAGCCUGGAAGUCGAUCAAGACGAUUCGCGAAGGGACCUGUCGUAUGCUGAAGGUUUUCUAACGAAUGAAGAUCUCUACCCCGUACCCUCUGAGAAGCGGACAUGGGGAAUGUGGAACUUCAUUGCCUUCUGGGUAGCGGACAGCUUCAAUAUUAACACAUGGGAGAUUGCCUCUUCCAUGGUUGACGCUGGUCUCUCGUGGUGGCAGGCAUGGAUAUGCGUCUGGAUAGGGUAUGGAGUGGUCGCCCCCUUCAUCGUGCUCAAUGCCCGGCCAGGCGCAAAGUUCCACAUCACGUUCCCUGUUGUCGCACGGGCGAGCUUCGGUAUCUGGGGCAGCCUUUGGUGCGUGUUCAACAGGGCGGCUAUGGCAUGCGUGUGGUACGGCGUGCAAGCCAGUAUAGGAGGAACAUGUGUCCUCGUCUUGCUCAGAGCCAUGUGGCCAAGCGUGGAGAAUAUCCCCAACUCCAUGCCCGCCUCAUCCGGGACGACUACACGAGAUUUCAUGUCCUUCUUCCUCUUUUGGCUUAUCUCGCUUCCAGCUAUCUGGUUGCCUAUCCACAAAGUACGACACCUCUUCACCGUCAAGGCAGUUGUUGUGCCCAUCGCCGGCAUCACGUUCUUCAUCUGGUGCAUCGUCAAGGCGCACGGUGUCGGUCCGGUUGUACGGCAGCCGUCGACAAUCCAUGGCUCGUCCUUGGGCUGGGCUAUGGUAGCCAACCUCAUGUCAUGCGUGAGCAACAUGGCGACGCUCGUAACGAAUGCGCCAGACUUUGCGUCACGCGCUCAGAAACCAAGAGUUGCACUCUGGCCACAGCUGAUUUCUGUCCCGCUUGGCUUCAGUAUCGUCAGUUUCCUGGGCAUCAUAGUUAGCUCCUCCUCGCAGGCGAUCUACGGCCAGCCUGUUUGGUCGCCCAUCACCCUAUUGGGCAUGUUCCUGGACGACAGCCCGUCCCAUGCAACUAGAUUCGGGGUUUGGUUCAUCGCGGCCGCGUUUAUUAUCGCACAGCUCGGAACCAACAUCUCGGCCAACUCCAUCAGUGCAGGAUGUGACCUCACGGCUCUAUGCCCGCGAUUCAUUGUAGGUCACGAUGACUUUGACCUCGAAACACUGAGCCUACGGAUUCUUGUGCAGAACAUCAGACGCGGCGGAUACAUAGCUGCCAUCGUCGGACUGUGCAUGCUCCCCUGGAAUCUGCUCAAGAGUAGCAACAACUUCACGACGUACCUUUCGGCUUACUCCGUCUUCUUGAGCUCUAUCGCCGGCGUAAUGAUCACUGAUUACUAUAUAAUCCGCAAGGGCCACUACCGGGUAAGCGACCUCUACCACGCAAGGAAGGACGGGUGGUACGCGUACACGCUAGGCAUCAACUUCAGAGCGUAUGCGGCGUACAUCGCAGGUAUCCUCAUCAAUGUCGUCGGCUUUGCUGGUGCCACUGGCCGCCCUGUUCCCGAGGCAGCCACCCACAUCUACGACAUGUCCUUCUUCACAGGCUUCGGCGUGUCUGCAGUCAUCUACUGGAGUCUCAACCAAGUUUUCCCGGCUGUGGGUGCGUCGAAGACGUUCCAGGAGAUCGACCACUCUGGUAUGACCGACGCGACCCCAUCCGACGAGGAAUUUGCAAAGGAGGAUGAUCUCGAUCGCAAGAGCGACGAAAAAGCAGACGGCACCGCAAGUGUGCGAUCAGUAGUAGUGUAGGAAUGGAAUGUCUUGUAUGGUGAUGACAACGGGAAUCGAUACGAAUACAAUUGCACCAAUUCUAGCUUCCCCUUCCCUGAGUGACACGCCGAUAGCUCG
Messenger RNA from Rhodofomes roseus, 1938 nucleotides. RefSeq names its product permease for cytosine/purines, uracil, thiamine, allantoin-domain-containing protein. The record is from RefSeq and is a predicted model, not a curated record. Gene Ontology annotation, cellular component: plasma membrane. Gene Ontology annotation, molecular function: nucleobase transmembrane transporter activity. Gene Ontology annotation, biological process: nucleobase transport; transmembrane transport. Bases 103 to 1839 code for a protein of 578 amino acids. The transcript has 13 exons. NCBI's taxonomy places the organism in Eukaryota, Fungi, Basidiomycota, Agaricomycetes, Polyporales, Fomitopsidaceae.